Drosophila arizonae is the source of this 718-nucleotide messenger RNA. RefSeq lists its product as uncharacterized. The record is from RefSeq and is a predicted model, not a curated record. Lineage: Eukaryota; Metazoa; Arthropoda; Insecta; Diptera; Drosophilidae.
UUGGGUAGUUGGGAACAUGUGGGAGCCACAAGCACUGAGCACUAUCAUUUACACUCUGCUGGGCCUGGCUCUAACGCUGCCCCUCGAGGAGCCUCGCUACAAUCAACUGAGCUACAAACACGAUCAAUUGGCCAAUUCAACUAUGUGUAAUAACAGCAUAAUUGCCACGACCGAUCGACUGGGGGUUCCGGCCACUACGCCCUCGCCCACGCCCACGCCCACGCCCAGGCCUACGCCACAAUUUGAGUAUGCGCUGCUGGGCCAAGACUCUAGGGAUCAGCACUGGUAUCGUGUGAGUCUAAAACCGCUGGACAACAAGUCGGGCUAUCGAGCGCAGUUCGCAACGCGACAACCUCCACCAUAUGACUCUCAGCAGGCGCACAAGCACGAUAAGAUGAUCACCGAGUUGCUGAAUUUCCUUGAUAAAUCUGAGGAGCACAAUCUACAGAAGGCCUAUAGCCAGCUACUGGCCAGUGCCGAGUACAACGAUGAGGAGAGCAAGAUGAAGCAGAGUGUGGAUAAAACCGACGUUCAAAUGCAUGACGACGUGGACUUGAAAAGUCAUUUGAAGACUGAUCCGAACCAUCGUCUUAUUUUGGUGGCUGAAUUGCAGGGAGCCACGACCACAAAUAACCAGAGUGGCAGCGAUUCGACUGUGGUUAACAAUUUAGUAUACUUCAUAAAGGGCUUAAAGUAAAGGAUACUUCUGCAUGAUACC